CGGGGCGAGUGAUGCCGCGAGGUCCGCCGUGGAGCUUUCUCUCUGCCGCGACCCGCUUGCAAGCUCUCAGCCUACUUGUCCUUCUUCUCGCCCCCAAGCUACCGAAAUGGAAGCCCAACCCUCCGGGCUGGAGGUUAGCACCUUGUUUUAGAAGGGUGGGGGUCCGUUGUGUCUUUGUCUUCCUCCUCCUCCUUGCUCUCCCUCCCUCCGUCUUUCAUCCCAUCCCGCUCGUGCGCCCUCAGGUGACGGAGGGCGAGGUGGAGGGCAAGCCGUGCGAAAUUGCGGAGUGGCGCAUCGGCCACCUCCCCUCGAAGCUGAAGGGAUGCAUGGGCAAGGCCCUCGUGUCGCCCCCGUUCACGGCCGCUGGGCACGAGGACGUGCGGCUGAUGGUGUUCCCUGAGGGCAAGGAUGCGGCCAAGGGGCCCCGGAGCAAGCGGCAGAAGGAACUGUACGCAAAGAAAGUCUCGGAGGGGCCCUUGGACGGCUGCCUGAAGAUGAAGUUCGUGCCGGAAGAUGGCAGCCUGGUGCUUGAGUAUUACCUCAGCGUGGGCAGCGAGAGGCCCGUCGGAGCGGCCCG
Prorocentrum cordatum is the source of this 577-nucleotide messenger RNA. The record is from the annotation of a GenBank genome assembly. Lineage: Eukaryota; Dinophyceae; Prorocentrales; Prorocentraceae.